GAGUGUCAAGUAGUUGCCCAGAGGGAUGGACGAGGAGGGAGGAGCUGGGCAGGGCUCCUUAUUUGGUGGAAAAGAUCACAUGGGUUCCAGCAGUGGCUGAACGCUGGUGGGUUAGUGGUGGAGCACAUGUCGUGAAGGAAAAAUGCCCACCAACUUCACAGUGGUGCCGGUGGAAGAUGGUCAGCCUUCAAGUCCAGACAGUGACGUUCAGAGCCCCGAAGGUGAAGAUGAGGAGAAGCCUGGACUUUACUCAGGAGAGGAAACCCCUGGUGAGGACAGUCCCUUUAUUACCACUGGUGACCAUGAGGGGAGCUGUGAUGGGAAGAACAUGGCGCUGUUUGAGGAAGAAAUGGACAGCACUCCAAUGGUGUCAGCCCUUCUCAACAAACUGGCUAAUUACACCAACCUGACACAGGGAGUCAUAGAUCAUGAGAAAGCUGAGAGUGAGGAUGGAGUUAAAAAGGUCACCAUCAGGGGCCCUCAGAUGGGCACGUUUAUCGGAGUGUAUCUGCCCUGUAUGCAGAACAUCUUGGGUGUAAUUCUCUUCCUCCGUCUGACGUGGAUCGUGGGCACGGCUGGAAUCUUGGGUUCCUUUGCCAUUGUUUUUAUGUGCUGUGUUUGUACUCUUCUUACAGCAAUAUCAAUGAGUGCCAUCGCAACUAACGGUGUGGUGCCAGCUGGUGGCUCGUAUUACAUGAUCUCCAGGGCACUGGGUCCAGAGUUUGGAGGUGCUGUUGGCUUGUGUCUCUACUUGGGUACAACCUUUGCUGGAUCCAUGUACAUACUGGGAACCAUAGAGAUCCUUUUGAUGUACAUUGUUCCAGAUGGAGCACUGUUUGUGGACAAGGCGAAUGAGCCAGUGGCUCAGCAGAAUAACAUGCGUGUGUAUGGAACCUGCUGCUUGGCUCUCAUGGCCCUGAUGGUGUUUGUUGGUGUGAAAUAUGUCAAUAAACUGGCAUUGGUCUUCCUCUCCUGUGUCAUCCUGUCUAUCAUGGCCAUUUAUGCUGGAGUCAUCAGAAGUGCCAUCAGCCCUCCAGACUUUCAAAUCUGUCUGCUGGGAAACCGAACACUGAAAAACCAUGACUUUGAGAAAUGUCUAAAGACAGAAGUCAUCAACAACUCUACAGUAACAACACAACUGUGGGAGCAGUUCUGCAAUGGCUCUUCCAUCGAUGCAGAUUGUGAUCCCUACUUCGCUCUGAACAAUGUGACCGAGACCAAAGCCAUCCCAGGGCUGCUCAGUGGAGUAAUCUCAGAAAACUUGUGGGGAACUUACGUUCCAUAUGACACGGUGCUAGAGAAGAAUCUGUCAGUGGCAGAGGUGCCUGAGAGCGAGAAGGAAAAACUUAAAAAUGUCAAAGACAUGCCCUACGUCUUUAACGACAUCACCACCUAUUUUACCCUAAUGGUGGGCAUCUUCUUUCCCUCAGUUACAGGGAUUCUGGCAGGAUCUAACCGGUCUGGAGAUUUGAGGGACGCUCAGAGGUCUAUCCCCAUUGGUACCAUUCUGGCCAUUGUUACCACUUCCAUCAUCUAUUUGUCCUGUGUGGUGGUGUUUGGGGCCUGUGUAGAGGGAGUGGUCCUGAGAGACAAGUUUGGGUUCUCUGUAAAAAGAACACCAGUGAUUGGUAUUCUGGCUUGGCCAUCUCCUUGGGUGCUUGUGAUUGGCUCUUUUUUCUCGUGUUGUGGAGCAGGACUACAGAGCCUCACUAGUGCCCCCAGACUUCUGCAGGCCAUCGCACAUGAUGGACUUGUGCCAUUCUUGCAGGUGUUUGGUCAUAGUAAAUCUAAUGGAGAGCCAACAUGGGCUUUACUUCUGACUGCAGGAAUCUGUGAGAUCGGGAUUCUUAUCGCCUCCCUGGAUGUUGUUGCUCCAAUUCUUUCUAUGUUUUUCCUGAUGUGCUACCUAUUUGUCAACCUGGCCUGUGCUGUUCAAACACUACUGCGCACCCCAAACUGGAGACCACGCUUUAAAUUUUAUCACUGGACUCUUUCAUUCUUGGGGAUGAGCCUUUGUCUUUCUCUUAUGUUUGUAUCAUCUUGGUGGUACGCCCUGUUUGGCAUGUUAUUUGCAGGAUGCGUCUAUAAAUACAUUGAAUACAGAGGGGCGGAGAAGGAAUGGGGUGAUGGAAUCCGAGGGUUGUCUUUAAAUGCAGCUCAAUACGCUCUUAUCAAGCUGGAAGAGGCACCACCUCACACCAAGAACUGGAGGCCUCAGCUGCUGGUGCUGUUGAGUUUAGACUCAGACCUGAUGGUAAAGCACCCACGACUGCUGUCUCUGACGUCCCAGCUGAAGGCAGGGAAAGGCCUGACGAUUGUCUGCUCCGUUCUGCAGGGAAUCUACAUGAACCGGGGUGCAGACGCCAAGCGCUCUGAAAAGAACAUUAAGGCAGCCAUGGCUGCAGAAAAAACAAAGGGCUUCUGUCAUGCUGUGGUGUGCUCUAACCUGCGAGACGGUUUCUCCAACUUGAUCCAGUCCGCUGGCCUGGGAGGCAUGAAGCAUAACACUGUUCUGAUGGCCUGGCCCUGCAACUGGAGACAGGCUGAGGACUCCUCCUCCUGGAAGAACUUCAUUGAGACAGUUAGAGAGACCACCUCCGCUCAUCAGGCUCUGCUCGUGGCUAAGAACAUCGACAGUUUUCCCUGCAACACGGAGCGUCUGACUGAGGGCACCAUAGACGUGUGGUGGAUUGUCCAUGAUGGAGGUCUCCUCAUGCUGCUGCCCUUCCUUCUCCGCCAGCACAAGGUGUGGAAAAAGUGCAAGAUGCGCAUCUUCACUGUGGCUCACCUGGAUGACAACAGCAUUCAGAUGAAGAAAGAUCUGUACAUGUUCAUAUACCAGCUGCGCCUGGACGCCGAGGUGGAGGUGGUGGAGAUGCAUGCGAGUGAUAUCUCAGCCUUCACCUAUGAGAAAACCCUGGUUAUGGAGCAGCGUUCUCAGUUGCUCAGGCAGAUGCAGCUUUCCAAAACAGAGCGGGAAAGAGAGAUUCAGAGUAUUACUGAUGAAUCCAGGAGCUCCAUUAAGAGAAAGGACCGUCCGAAGGACCCCACUCCCAACACACUGCAAGUGCCAGGAGCGGCACCUCUAGAGAAUGAGGCUCAUAUGUUUCAUGGAAAAAAUACAAAGUCUCAUACUGGCAGCCCAAGUUCUGACCACGUCCACAUGACCUGGACCAAAGAGAAGUUUAUCAGUGAGAGGAACAGGCAUCGUGAAGCUAGCCAAGGGGUACGGGACAUCUUCAACAUGAAACCAGAGUGGGAGAAUCUAAACCAGUCCAACGUGAGAAGAAUGCACACUGCUGUUAAACUGAAUGAAGUUGUGGUCAACAAAUCCCAAGGGGCUCAUCUUGUCCUGCUUAAUAUGCCUGGACCUCCUAAAAACAAGGGAGGUGAUGAGAACUAUAUGGAGUUUUUGGAGGUUUUAAUGGAGGGCUUGGAUCGGGUUCUGCUUGUACGAGGUGGAGGUAGAGAAGUCAUCACCAUCUACUCGUAGCAGACGUGUGUGGACGGUGCACUGUUUAGAGUGUGUGCUCAGAGGAAUUGUGUAUUACUCAGGGUAGGAAAAGAAUAAGGAGACAUGUCUUCCAUGCAAAGGACUGGAAUUUCACACAUGACAGCCUGAUUUUAUGCACUCAAAGCAGCCAAAACUUAAUGCUAAAAACCUGCUUUAUCUGGUUGUUUUUUUUAGUAAUUUUAUUUUUAUUUUUAAACAUGCUCUAGUUUUAGUGUGAUACGCUGAAAAAAGACAAGUGCAGUUUUUAUUAUUCUUAUAUUCCCAACAUGAUCAUUAUUAGUAUACCCUUUUAUAAAAUGCAGCUGUGUUAGAGAUAAAAUCGUAUUUCAGCCACUGCUGAAUCAUUUAUAUUUUUGAUAAGUCAAAAAUAAUUAUUUAAUUUUUUUUUAAUAUAAAAAUGUAAGUUUUUAUCACUUACUAGAUAAUAUUAAUCCAGUAUUUUAGUCACAUGGGACUACUAAAAAAUGCAGAUUUGAUAUUUUUCCCUACAUCAAAGUAACUUUAGGUAAUUUGUCUUUAAACCUAAAUGGGUUAAGAAUAGGUUAAGAAAUUAUGUUUUAUUCAAACUGUAUGUCAAGUGGUUUUGGUAAAUUUCAGUGGUAAAACAUACUAAUUAUACUCACAUAAUAAUAUUAAAUAAUGAGAGAUCAAAUUAUUAUUUACACUUGAUCAUGAAAUCUUACCUGAGAGGAUAUCUUGAGAAUGCCCACAGCUGUGUUAGGAGUGAGGUGUUAUCUUGUGACUGAGGUGCAUGGUCAUGGCAAGCCGAUGUGAAUUAUCAGAGUUGGAGUGAGGCCUGAUAGUGAGCCUUAGUGUGGGUUGAGGAAUGUUAAGUGCCUAUACUUAACACUAACACUACAGUAAUGAAGUGUCUCAUCCUUGUGAAACGUGUGCACAGGGAAUAUGUAAGAUAAAGCAUUACCACCCACAGUGGACAGAGCAGUGAGUGAUAAUGAUUUGAUUGUCCACGCAAACAGACAACCGACUCUGAUAGAAAUCACAUUAGCAUUCAAUAUAGAACUGGACGUGUCCCAUGACUUUCGGCAUGUUUGACAUUUGACCUUGUGUGUUGAUAUGCAACUCUGGGAAAAAAAUAAUAAUAAGAGACCACUUAAAAAUGAUGAGUUUCUUUGAUUUUACCAAAUUGAAAACCUCUGGAACAUAAUCAAGAGUAAGACUGAUGAUCACAAGCCAUCAAACCAAGCUGAACUGCUUGAAGUUUUGCUCUAGGAGUAAAGGCAUAAAAUUAUCCAAAAACAGUGUGUAAGACUGGUGGAGGAAAAUAUGCCAAGAUGCCUGAAAACUGAUUCAAAAACAGGGUUAUUCCACCAUUGAUUUCUUUGAUUGAUUUAUUGAUUUCUGAACUCUUAAUACUUUAUAAUAUGAACUUGUUUUCUUUGCAUUAUUUGAAGUCUGAAAGCUCUGCAUCUUUUUGUUAUUUCAGCCAUUUCCCAUUUUCUGCAAAUGAAUGCUCUAAAUGACAAUAUUUUUAUUUGGAAUUUGGGAGAAAUGUUGUCAGUAGUUUCUAGAAUAAAACAACAAUGUUCAUUCUAUUCAAGCAUAGGCCUAUAAAUAGCAAACUUUGAGAAGCUGAUUCAGAAACUGAAGUGGUCUCUUCUGAACUUUUUUUCAGAGCUGUAUAAAAUAUUAGUAUAUCCAUAUGAUAUACUCUUCUGUGCUGCUAUUUUAGUAGGAAAGCCUUCAUUCUUUUCAAAUGAGGGAAGGGCUUGCACACUGUGUGACUUUUGCACAAGUACAGUAUAAUUCUUUUUUACAGUUCAUUUCAACCCUCUGUUUGUUCUUGUUUUGAGCUUCAGUGGAAUGGAAACUGAAUGAUAUUCAUCUAUUCAGAUUAUUUUGUACUGACUGAGGAGUGAUUCUAGAGAAACAAACAUACGAAAACCAAAGAUCAGUCCUAUGAUAUUGUCCUCCUUUCUAAACACAGGACAAAUGACCCAGACACGGAGUUACUGCAGGUUGCAUUGUAAUGAACCUGCCUGUUUCAGUUUAACUAACUUGUUUUUAGGUUUGUGUUUAGCCUGCUUUGUCUCUAAAUUCUCCAUAGAGACUGAAUCCUGUAGUCUUGAAUAUGUUUGCAGUCACAUGACAGUGUUUGUCCUAUAUUUAAUUUUAAUAGGACAUCAAUUAUUGUUUUUUUUUUUUUUUCUGGGGAUGUGUAGGAUAUUUAUAAGAGACAUCUUUAGGAUGUGAUUACAUCCAAUGAACAAAAUGACACACAAAUACAUUUCAGUGUUUGAUUUGUACUGAUGCACACUAAUCUCUGUCAGAGAGGCUGUUCUUUAGCUUCCUUUUACAGUAUACUUGCAAUUAAUUUAAGUUAAGUUAAAGUAAUGUAACAGGGCUCUAGGACUUGUAGAAAGUGCUGUUGCUCAUGCAUCUUAUUUGUUAUUUCUUGUUUUAAAGGUUCAUUUCAUCUUAAUUUGUGCCACAGUUAACUUAUUAACAUGACUGUUGCCAAUGUGUGUAACUUCUGCAUAAUUUAAGAUGGAGCAGAAAAUGUAAUAUUUCAGAUUCACAUAAAUAUCUUGUUUAUUAAAACACUAUUAUAAUCUUUUAGAAAUCUAAGACACAGAUUAUUGAGAUCAAAGAUUUACAGCAGCUGUUGAGACACCUGUUAACAAAUUCUUACUAAUCUUUAUUGUCAUUUAGCUAACUUUUAGUGAACAUGACGAGUGAGCUGUUUCAGUAAACUCGGACAGUGAGAGUGUGAACAGAUAAUAGAAAUAGAAAAAGGUUAAGAGAUCUUUUUAUUAGCUGCUGUAAUAUCUCUGUACAGUAUUUCAAAACAACCACAUCAGUUAUACUCUCUCAGCCAUGGGCCAUAAAACUAAAUGAACUAAUUCUUUAUGCUUAUCCUAUGGAUAGAGUGUCACUUGAGGAAGAAUAUCUGUUGGUUUCCUCAUUUUUAGACAUGCAUGUGAAGUAUUGUAAAAGACAAAUAGAAUAGGACUUUUGGUUAAAAUAUUUCAGGUGGAAUUUGCCAAGAUUUCUGUUUUUUGAGGGAGAUUUUUGAGAAAGGUUCUAUUUGUAAUUUUUUUAAAUACACUUAAAUCUGUACAUUUGAAUUACAAGUGUAUAUUGUAGAAACACUGGUAUUUUUAUUGAAUACAAUCAAUAAAAAAUACACAUUGACUGACUAAA
Molecule: messenger RNA, 6676 nt
Organism: Astyanax mexicanus (Mexican tetra)
Lineage: Eukaryota; Metazoa; Chordata; Actinopteri; Characiformes; Acestrorhamphidae
Product: solute carrier family 12 member 7-like
Exons: 27
Coding region: 143-3493 (1116 amino acids)
Biological process (GO): cell volume homeostasis; chloride ion homeostasis; potassium ion homeostasis
Cellular component (GO): membrane
Molecular function (GO): potassium:chloride symporter activity
Source: RefSeq, a predicted model, not a curated record